Molecule: messenger RNA, 3174 nt
Organism: Trichoplusia ni (cabbage looper)
Lineage: Eukaryota; Metazoa; Arthropoda; Insecta; Lepidoptera; Noctuidae
Gene: Abd-b
Product: homeobox protein abdominal-B-like
Exons: 2
Coding region: 141-1103 (320 amino acids)
Biological process (GO): regulation of transcription by RNA polymerase II
Cellular component (GO): nucleus
Molecular function (GO): DNA-binding transcription factor activity, RNA polymerase II-specific; RNA polymerase II cis-regulatory region sequence-specific DNA binding
Source: RefSeq, a predicted model, not a curated record
CGUCCCGAUCCCCCGUGGCUUGCCCGGCCGCCACCCUGUACCCUGACAACCAUGUCGGGGGCCUCGGCGCGCCCUGCGAUGCGGCGGCCGCGUCGCCAGCGCCCCCAGCCGGCCACUCCGCCGGACCGGCCUGGUGGACCAUGAUGAACGGGGUCGGCGGCGCGCUCUACGAGGAGGCGCACGCGUCGCCACCCGGCGGCAGCCCGCCGGCCGCGCCAGCUGCCGCGCCGCCGUCCGCCUCCAGCGCCUCGCCGGCGUCCGUGGGCUCCAACCCACCGCAACCCCCGCUGCACAUCCCGGCCAAGCGCUACGAGCCGGAGCCUGGCGUCAUCCGCCACGCACAGCAACCCUGGGGUUAUCCUCACGAUGCACCCGGCUCAUUCGAGCACCAGUACUCAGCGGGCCCUACGUACUACAACCUGCCUGGUGAAAGGGAGCGCAAAUCGUCGCUGCCUUUCUGGCCCACCAGCAGCAGCGAUUUUAAGCCCUACCCUGACGGUGGCUGCCAGAGCUUCGCUCAGCCUUGCUGGAACUAUCCCUACGGACCUCCGCGCGGCGAGCAGCCCCUGUCGUACGCGGGAGGCGACGAGCGCAGGACGGCGGUCUCCGAAGCGUCCAGCUUCUCUCAUCCCGAUGCAUAUGGUCUCCGGAACUACGGGACCGAGUCGGUGUCCAACGCGCCGUACCCACCGCCAGGCUCCCUACCCGGAUCGCUGUCGAUGCCGGUGGGCGUUGGCGUCGGCUGUGGGUCUUCCAACCCAAUGGACUGGACUGGCCAGGUCAGCGUGCGUAAAAAACGCAAGCCCUACUCAAAAUUCCAGACUCUCGAACUAGAGAAGGAGUUCCUCUUCAAUGCUUACGUUUCGAAGCAGAAGAGAUGGGAGCUGGCGCGAAACCUGAACCUCACGGAGAGGCAGGUGAAGAUAUGGUUUCAGAACCGACGGAUGAAGAACAAGAAGAACUCGCAGCGGCAGGCGGCGCAGGCGGCACAGAACAACAACAACAACUCUAACGCCAACAACCACAACCACCACGGCGGGCACCACCACGCACCGCACCACGUGGCGCUGCACCACGCGCCGCCGCCUAAGCACCAUCAGUGACCCGCGCCUUUCUCUGGGACUUACCCCCUUCACCACGGUAUAGCAAGCUAAACAGCCGGGAAGGAAGAGUUCCAUAGGACUAAAGUGUGGAAUGUGGUCGUACUUAAGGAGGAGGACUAUGCUCAGGUGUGUUACUCGAUGGACUAGACGUUUGUUCGCUAUACCGUAUCGUACGUAAAUGUGGACGCUUCGGUGCCGGGCGCGCCCAGUCCCAGAGAAUCUCGCACUAAGAUAAAAUAUUGUGUUGUCGAUUUGUGUAUAGUAUUAAUUACGAAAUUAUGUUCUGUAAUUUUAACGAGACUAAGUAUAUAAAUUAGAUAACGAUUCCUGAUAUUAAUAAUGUCUAGUUAUAGUGCUGAUUAUGUAUUUGAAAUUUAUUUAAGUACGAAUUACGAAAUAUUAAAGACGUCACCGAUGAAUUAUAGUUUCUAGAUAGUUUAUUAAAAAUAAAUUUUGUAAAAUAUUUUGUGAGACUGCUUAUUGUUGUAUUCGUAUCGCUGUUCGGAGGGUGGAGUAGUCUUAAUCAGUUAACUUUUAUUUUCGUUACCAAAUUGUUGAACGACUCGGGUUGCUUUGGUGGCAGUUAUAGAUAUAUGUGCGUGAGGAUCGUCCCCUCGCGGCCCGCGCCGACUAACAGAUGAGCCAACACCUAGCCAGCUUGCUACGUACUACCUAUCACUACCAUCGACGCAUCGCAUAUAUAUACAUAAGCAAAUAUAGAAAUCACAUUAUGAUCAAAUAUUUAUUACUGUUUAAUUUCUUAUUUCAUAAUUCGUAAAUUUUGUUAUUUAAAUUAUGGAUUUCUGACAAAGCUUUAACUCGGUUCCAGUAGAAUUAUACAUUAAGUUACUGUUAUGACUUUUUUAAAUAUUGAAGUUGAUGUUAUAAUCAAUUAAUUAGGUAAUUUGGGCAAGUGCAUUAAUAUUGUCCUCUAUUGAUCAUUGUACUGUUCGCUUAAGCCUGUCUAUUACUUUUUAUUUUUGUUUUAGUUGAAUAUUUUAUUAUUUAUUUAUACACGAGUAUGACUACAAUCUAUUAUAAUCGUAUUUUCUCUACAUCGAAAUGUUUGUGUACUGUAGGUACUGUUUUGUUUGAAAUUAUUUGGAAUAUCAUCUAGUGAUCGAUGUGGAAUCAUCCCAGUCUUAGAAUAUCAUCUUUGUACUAUUUAGCUACCUAUUUUAUAUCUAUGUACCUAAUAAAUGUUUUAUUGUAAACUUAGUAGUUUACUCCUCGGAUCUAAUUCAUUAAAUCUGUAUUGUCCCGUAAUGAUAUAGUGAAUUAAAAUUAGGUGUUUUUGUACAAAAAGGCGACCUCGUCUAGGUAACCGAAUUUCUAUCUAAAUGAGGAGCGAGGCAUCUAAUGAACCUUUGCUGGAACUUAGACGAAUGGAAGACUAAUGUAAGCGAAUAUGACAUUUUGAAGCAUUAUCUAUCUAUUGUAUAUCGGAAUAUGGAUCCUAUUAUUUGUUUUAGAUAGUUUAUCUGAAAAGCAACACCAACAGCGCUCAAUCUCGUUCAGUUGCCCCAAUCUUCUCUUGUAUAUCGAUUCGGCGAAGUACUUAGUACCACGGUUUAAUUGAACACUCCCAACGUUCACAAUGUACAAUAACGAUAGAUUUGCUUUUCAGAUAAAAAAACGAACAGAAAAGCUUUCUGACUUUGUAUUAUUCAACGAUUUCAGUAGAUACUACGAUUAGAACCAUACUUACCUAAACUAUAUAAUUGUAAUAAUUAAAGGUCUCGUAAUUAUUAUUGUACAGUUAAAUUAAUGUAGUUAAUCACGCCAGAAAAUGUGAGGUUUUGUUAAGUAUAAUGUAUAAUUAAACAUGAAUGUGCUCUCCACAGUUUUAUGACGAAUUUAGAAGAGAAUGUAUGAAAGGGGAAAAAAUUAAAUAUUUCGUCGUGUCCUGGUCAUUUUUUCUUUUGUAACCCUCUUUAGUUUUCUCCUUAUUAAAUGUAGUUGUCGAUCAGCUAGCACGGAUCGCUUGUUGAUUGGCUAACAUUCAAUCUGACGUAGACUGGUGUAAGAUAACAAUCACUAGAUAAAAUUCAAAUAAAUUGAUACCACAACA